AUUGAUUCACUUGUUUAUCUCGUUUACCGAAAUUUGAUAUAAAUGUCGAAGUAGACUCAGACGAUGUCAUUAGUGAACAGCAAGCUCAUCCUUUCAGAACAACGUCAGUUUAGUUCAAACAAUCCAAUAGCAUUGCAGGAUGAAGUUCUUCAUAGCCUUCCUAGCCCUGGCUUUCGCGGCUGCUGAAGCAGGAUAUGCUCCGGCUGCGGUUCCCGUUGCCACCUCUGUUUGGCCCGCCUACGGUGUGUAUGGAAAGAGUGCCGUUUCCGCUUGGCCGUACGGCCAUGACGGAUGGAACAGCGGCUGGGGCAACGGCUGGAACAACGCCGCUGGAUGGAACACCUGGAACAAUGGAUGGAACAGCUGGAACAACGAUGACCAUGGAUGGUACGGUUAUCCCUAUGGCGCCGCCGGUGCCUGGUCUCCAGCUCACUAUGGUGGACACAAGACUGUAGUGCAGGCCAACUUGGGAAAGGCGGCGUACCCGUGGGGACUGCCGUGGGGAACCUACGGUGCUGGAGUUCAUGGAUGGACUGGCCACCAUGGUGAAUAUCUGCCGACAACGGUUGUUCCAGUGUCCAAGCAGGUGGCUGUUACUCCUGGAUCAGUUCAUGUGGCUGCGGUACCGGUUGGAGGCGAAAAAGUGGUUGUUGGCAAAACUUGGUAAAUGCGAGGAAUGGAUGAGAGUAAAAUUUAGCUCUGUGAUAAAGAAUUAUGAAAUGUAUUAAAAAUUACUUUAAACCCAAAUGCAUGUUUCAUUUAAUAAGCUGAACAUCAAGUGACCUGGGAAGGAACAGGUAGUGUGGGGCUAAGGCCAUCUUCUACAACAAAAGUAAAAGUCAGGACUACUCUCUCUUCGACUCACUACACACAUUCCCAUGGUCGCCUAAGCCUACGUUUCUCCGGAACCACCAAGAAGGCAUUGCUUCAGAGAGGGGCUAGUUCACAUGACACCCCCAAGGCUAGCUGCGUAGCUUGCAGCAACGAACAUCGAUGACUUGCUUUGGAGAGUCUACCAAGAAAGCAUGCUGAUGCUUAGGCAGUUUCCCGAGUGAUCCUAACCUUUGUCCUCGGAAGGCGGUCAACUCCCACGCCCACGCACAACUGUUUCGCAAGCAUCAAGAACUGAUGCUUACGUGCAACACGAUUUGACCUGCUGAAGGUAAGGGUAUUACUACCCUUCUGGCCCUAUCAGCUACUUAACGCCGU
Molecule: messenger RNA, 1209 nt
Organism: Aedes albopictus (Asian tiger mosquito)
Lineage: Eukaryota; Metazoa; Arthropoda; Insecta; Diptera; Culicidae
Exons: 2
Coding region: 140-667 (175 amino acids)
Source: RefSeq, a predicted model, not a curated record